This is a messenger RNA of Amphiprion ocellaris (clown anemonefish), 2940 nucleotides long. It is a transcript of the gene foxl1, whose product is annotated as forkhead box L1. The record is from RefSeq and is a predicted model, not a curated record. Gene Ontology annotation, biological process: anatomical structure morphogenesis; regulation of transcription by RNA polymerase II; cell differentiation. Gene Ontology annotation, molecular function: RNA polymerase II cis-regulatory region sequence-specific DNA binding; DNA-binding transcription factor activity, RNA polymerase II-specific. The transcript has a single exon. Bases 200 to 1351 code for a protein of 383 amino acids. Lineage: Eukaryota; Metazoa; Chordata; Actinopteri; Pomacentridae.
GGUGGGCUGAGAACGGCGAACUGUGUUUAUGAUGGACAAUUUAUUUCCCAGUGCAAAGUCAACAUAACACAGCAAACCUACAACAAUUAUUAACAUUUUUCUGGGGCCCUCAUGAGGCAGCGGGAUCAGUCAGCGGAGGAGAGGAGCUCCGGGAGCAGCCGCAGCCUUCCCCGGGACACAGCGCAGCUUCCCCGGCGUCAUGACUCUCUACCACGGCCGCCUGCCGGCUCUCGGAGUGGCAUCCUCGGCUCUGAGCCUCUCCGGACCCCCGCUGAUCUACCUGUACGGGGGGGACAGCGGAGGGGUGGUGCCCGCCGCCCUGAGCUUCGUGCCGGCCCGUCAGGAGCCUCCGCAGAAGCCUCCGUACAGCUACAUCGCGCUCAUCGCCAUGGCCAUCAAGAGCGCACCGGAGCAGCGCGCCACGCUCAGCGGCAUCUACCAGUUCAUCAUGGACCGGUUCCCCUUCUACCACGACAACAAGCAGGGCUGGCAGAACUCCAUCCGACACAACCUGUCCCUGAACGACUGCUUCAUCAAAGUGCCCCGAGAGAAGGGCCGGCCGGGCAAAGGCAGCUACUGGACGCUGGACACCAAAUGUCUGGAUAUGUUUGAAAACGGCAACUACCGCCGCAGGAAGAGGAAGGCGAAGAGCCAGCAGGAGGCUCUGGACUCCAAAGCCGCUGGACACAAGCGCAUGAAGGGCCAGGGGCCGCCCAGGGACCCUCAGUCCUCCGGGAAACACCAGACCGGCUCCAGGAUCCCAGAGGUUCCAGCUGUGGAGGAUCAGGAGACUCAAGCAGACACCAAACCGGUUCUAGUGGAGUUUAACCAGCUGGAGCCGCCGCAGAAUCCUCCCACACAGAGACUGAAGGUGUCCAACAACCAGGACACCGCUGGGUCCGCCGGGAGGAGACCAGAGGCCCCGCAGCCGGAGCCCUGUCCCGCCCCGAGGCUCGCUCCGCUGUGGCUGGACGCCGCGCACCUCCCCGGAGCGUCUCUCCACCGGGAGCCGGAGGAGAGACGGUCUGCGUUCACCGGCAGGGACAGAGGUCCGCUGUGCGCCGUCAGCUGCGCUGGAAACACAAACCUGGCCGCACCUGCGCAGGACAGACCGAAAGGAACCGUUCCGAGCCGGGAUAAAUCCAAAGCGUUCAGCAUCGAGAGCAUCUUGUCCAGGAGCGAAGACGAAAUGCGCAGCGGCGUCCUCGGCGUGUCAGCGGAGCCUCCGAGUCCAGGGUUCAGCUCCUCCGUGGUCCUCGGGGCUCGGCAGCAUCAGCUCUACCAGAUCGGAUUCCCGCUCUGCUCCUACCUGUCGCUCACCUGUCCGGACAAAGUGCUGCAUUUUAAAUGAGACGUUCGUGGAUUUUACGCACCGAUGCGUAAAAGUCUGUAAUUAGCUUUUAAUGAGACUCUGUGUUUGUUGGCUGUUUUCAGGAUCUUCGUCAUCUUCAUCAUCCACAGUUCAGACCCUGAAUAAGAGCGACAGGGGGGCGUUUAAGUCCAGCUUUACGCAUGCGUAAUUGUCAGGUUUGUGGUUAUAUUCACCAUGUUUUCUUUGCUCCUCAGAAGAGGUUAAACUUAGUUUUUUCAUUUUUACACUGACUGUCUGCUGGUUUGUUUGUUUUUUAAAAUUAUCAUUAACAGUCAUCGUCUCUCUUGCAAAUAUUGGAGAAUCUAAGCAGCCAGAAUGAAAAUUCUUUGUUUUAAUCAACUUGACUUGGUAGAAAAGAGAAAAAAUUAAAUAAAAACUACAUUUGGACUUUGGCUUAUAAAAAAUGCAGCUUUCAUCUGAGCUUCAGUGUUUUAUUCCGGUGAUUUCACAGCGACUUGGAGCAACACGUGGGGCGUUUAAGUCCAUCUUUACGCAUGCGUAAAUGUCAGGUUUGUGCUUAUAUUCACCACUUUUUCUUUACUCCUCACAGCAGGUUAAACUGGGAGUUUUUUUUUCAUUAUGACCUUGCUUUUCUGCUGUCUUUUUUUCUUACUUCAGAUCAGUUUAAAGUUUGCAGUAAUGUCCCUCCUGAAAAUAUUAUUGCAUCUAAGUCGCCAAACUCAAAACUAUCGAUAAACUCUGUAUUAAUCCACAUGAUUUGCCAGAAAAAAAAACCCAAAUUGUCCAGAAAAAACUUCAUGUGGACUUUUGGUGGGAAAAAUGCAGGUUCCAUCCUGAGCACCAGGAUGUUUUAUUCCAGUGAUUUAAGAGUGAGACGAAUACCAAGAGGAGCGUUUACAUCCAUCUUUACGCAUGCGUAAUUGUUAGGUUUGUUGUUAUAUUCACCAUUUGUCAUCCUUUGCUCCACAAAACAGAUUAAACCGAUUUUAUUUUUUACUCUGGCUGUCUGCUGAUAUUUUUUUUAUUUACUUCAGUGAUUUGAUCACAUUCAUGCUUGUAGUGACGUCUGUCCUGCAAAUGUUGUCGUAUCCAGGCAGACAAACGAAAAACUGUAAACUCUCUGUCAUGAUUCACUUAAUUCGCCUGAAAAAAAUGUCAUUCUCCGGAGGAAACUACAUUUGGACUUUAGCCUCAAAUAAAGUAAAAAUCUGGUUUCAUUCUGAGCAGGAGUGUUUUAUUCCAGUGAUUUCACAGAGAUUAAGUGCGACAAAGGGGCGUUUACAUCCAUCUUUACGCAUGCGUAAUUGUUAGGUUUGUUGUUAUAUUCACCAUUUGUCAUCCUUUGCUCCACAAAACAGAUUAAACCGAUUUUAUUUUUUACUCUGGCUGUCUGCUGAUAUUUUUUUUAUUUACUUCAGUGAUUUGAUCACAUUCAUGCUUGUAGUGACGUCUGUCCUGCAAAUGUUGUCGUAUCCAGGCAGACAAACGAAAAACUGUAAACUCUCUGUCAUGAUUCACUUAAUUCGCCUGAAAAAAAUGUCAUUCUCCGGAGGAAACUACAUUUGGACUUUAGCCUCAAAUAAAGUAAAAAUCUGGUUUCAUUCUGA